AUGCCCGAGCGGGUCCGCACCGUCUUCGCCGACGAAGACGCGGCACCUAUCGUCCAAGAAGGGAAACCAUUGAAGCCAACAAAAACGCCGAAACCAGACUCCGGAGAGAAGACAAGCAAGGACAAAGAGAAUGCCUCACGGAAGAACAAGAAACGAAAGCGCGACGAGCCCACAGAUGAAUCCCGCCCUCCCAGAUCGAAGAAGUCCAACGAGACCGAGACCAAAACCAAGUCGCAAACUACCAAGGCCGAGCAAGAUGCGAGCGGAAAUGGAGAUAAGGCCGUGAAGAGCACAGGGGGCCCAGUGUACAAGAAUCUGCUCAUACAACAGCGACCUGAUAAGCCGAAGCGCAAGGCGAAGAAGCAUGACCGCCCAGUUAGAGAUGAGAACGAGAAAGGAGGGCGAUUCGCAUCGCUAAAGAAAAAGGCGCAGGAGCUCUACGAGAUCCGCAAGAACCUACCUAUCUUCGCGCACGGCGACGAAAUCCGGCAGAACCUCCGGAAGAACGACGUUAUGCUGCUGAUCGGUGAGACUGGUAGCGGAAAGAGUACGCAGAUACCCCAGUUCCUUGUUGACGAGGCGUGGUGUCGGCCGACGAAGACUACGGUUGUGCAGGAGGAUGGGUCUGAGAAGGAAGUGGCAGUUGGCGGGUGCAUUGCCAUUACGCAGCCCAGGCGUGUUGCUGCGAUUUCGCUGGCGCGGCGUGUUGCGGAGGAGAUGGGGACGCCGCUGGGGAAUUCGUCGCCUGCGAGUAAGGUUGGUUACGCGGUGCGAUUUGAUACAUCUGUUGCGCCCGGGACGAGAGUGAAGUUUUUGACGGAGGGAAUGCUACUGCAGGAGAUGCUGCAUGAUCCGUGGUUGACGAAGUAUAGCGCCAUUGUGGUUGAUGAAGUGCACGAGCGCGGUGUGAAUGUUGAUCUUGUCAUGGGCUUCUUGAGGAAUCUGGUCUCUGGGAAGAAGGAAGGGAGAGGAGGCGUCCCGCUCAAGGCUGUGGUGAUGAGUGCUACGGCUGAUAUGGAGAGUUUACAGGAGUUCUUUGUGGAGGGAUUCAAGGGGCGCCAGGGCGUGCAAGAUGCCGAGAAGGAAGAGAAAGAUGGCAUUGCGGUGUGCCAUAUUAAGGGCCGCCAGUUCCCGGUCAAGACGAUAUACUCGCCGGAACCUGUGCAUGAUUUUGUUGAUGCGGCGCUGAAGGUCAUCUUCCAGAUACAUUACAAGGAGCCUAUUCCUGGUGAUAUACUAGUCUUCUUGACAGGUCAGGAGACUGUUGAAGCGUUGGAGAAUUUGGUCAACGAGUAUGCUACAGGGAUGGAUCCUUCCUUGCCGAAGAUCCAAGUCCUUCCGCUCUUCGCAGCGCUUCCACAGGUAGCUCAGCAGCGAGUCUUUGCUCCUGCGCCGCCACGCACGCGCAAGAUCAUUCUGGCUACGAACAUCGCUGAAACGUCCGUUACAGUAUCUGGUGUACGGUUUGUCGUGGAUUGUGGAAAGGCCAAGAUUAAGCAGUUCCGGACCCGGUUGGGCUUAGAUUCGCUGCUCGUCAAGCCCAUCUCAAAGUCUGCUGCUAUUCAGCGUAAGGGUCGUGCGGGACGAGAAGCGGCUGGAAAGUGCUACCGACUAUAUACAGAGAAAGAUUACUUGGGCUUGGAUGAGGUCAAUACGCCAGAAAUACUGCGAUGUGACCUGAGCCAAGCUCUACUCAACAUGAAAGCUCGUGGGGUAGACAACGUUGUUGAGUUCCCAUUCCUGACACGGCCUCCGCGGGAAGCUUUAGAGAAGGCGCUUCUUCAGUUGCUGAGCAUUGAAGCCCUCGAUGAGACGGGCAGCAUCAGUGCAAUUGGGUCGCACAUCGCUAAGCUUCCACUCACCCCGACAUUAGGACGGGUAUUGCUCGCUGCGUCCGAAUUUGGACCGGAUUGUCUGAUCGAUGUGAUUGAUAUUAUAUCGUGCCUAAGCGUGGAAAACAUAUUUUUGAACACGACAUCGGAAGAAAAGAAGGAGGCUGCCGAGACAGCUCGGCGAGAUCUAUACCGACGAGAAGGCGACCACCUUACGAUGCUUGCAACGGUACGGGCCUACGCGUCAGAAAAUACCGAUCGGAAGGCAUGGGCAGAACGGCAUCUGGUCUCACAUCGGGCGAUGCAGUCUGUUAUGGAUGUCCGUAAACAACUGACAGCUCAAUGCCGACAAGCCAAGUUGCUUCCAAAUUUGACCGGGCCACAGGGCUCAGACGCAUCCUCAUCUAUCCGGGACCCGUCGCCAGUGUUCAUUUUGAAGAGCUUCCUGCGGGGGUUCUCUACGAACACCGCUCGUCUGGUCCCGGACGGUAGCUACCGUACUGUGGUGGGGAACCAGACAGUGGCGAUUCACCCCUCCAGUGUCCUUUUCGGGAAGAAAGUGGAGGCGAUCCUGUACAAUGAGUUUGUGUUCACGAACCGCAGUUAUGCGCGAGGGGUGAGUGCAGUGCAGAUGGACUGGGUGGGAGAGGCUCUAGCGGGGGAGUAG
Messenger RNA from Aspergillus mulundensis, 2499 nucleotides. Its product is annotated as putative ATP-dependent RNA helicase (Hrh1). The record is from RefSeq and is a predicted model, not a curated record. Gene Ontology annotation, cellular component: intracellular anatomical structure; catalytic step 2 spliceosome. The transcript has 2 exons. Gene Ontology annotation, molecular function: RNA binding. The coding region runs from base 1 to 2499 and encodes 832 amino acids. Lineage: Eukaryota; Fungi; Ascomycota; Eurotiomycetes; Eurotiales; Aspergillaceae.